AUGGAUCUUAUCGCGACAGUGACAACGACGGGCCACGGCGACCGCCACAACAGCAGGGAUGUUGUCGAUGUCUGGAGGCUGAAUGGCCAGAGAGUCUUUGGGGCAACCUUUGAGAAGGGCGAAGAUCAUGACGGAGACGAUGCUGGACCUGCUGAGCAAGUCGGAAAAAGAACUCGGAUGAGGAAUGGGGAUGACAGGAAGCAGGGAGGAUUUGUCAGGGCUGUCAGCUGGAGAAGAGAUGGUCAAAUUCUCGCAGUUGCCUGCGCUGACGGCAGCGUCUCCUUGAUCAACGCCUUCACCGGCAAGAUCGCGCAUCGGCUUGAUGCGGCUCGGAAUUUAGAAGGACCGACAACCGCCACGAUGAGUUUCAGUUCGUCCCAGUCUUCGCAAUCCCGAGCGGCGCCUGCCAGCAGCUCAGGUUCUAAAUCUAUACCUCCGCCUGUGCGACCGGCGACCAUCUCUUCGAUCUCGUGGACGAAGCAUUUCGCCUUUCCAAAUGCUCUCACAAUCCGCUCGCGUCUCAACCAGUCCGGAUCCAAAGUCUCGCUCGAUCAGCUUCUCGGUCUAAAGGCCGACAUGGAAAACAUCCUUCAAAUCGCGGCUGAUUUACCCCAGGCACUAAGCGCAAUCGAUAUUGAGGACUCCUUGCCAAAACUCGCCACUCUCCCGCCCCUUGGUGCCGCUGUCGAUGACGACGUCUUCAGCUCCCGUGCCAGCAUCGAUGCUAUUUUCCAUUCGGACGGUUCAUCCGGAUCGGCAGGGUCAGGAGUUGGGGACGUCGAUGCACUCUUGGUUGGAAUGCAGACUGAAGAGGGUGGUUGCGCGGUCAACUUGAAGAUCUUUGACUCCUUUGAGGUCGGGACCAUCGAGGUGGAAGGACGUCUGCGUUCCAGAGUUGGAACCCGUCAUGUGGUCGGCUUUGGCGGUCAUCCCUUUCUGUCCACGGUGUUUGUGGUCGUCGAACACUCCAACCCUCAUGAGACUCCCGAUAGCUCCCUCCACCUGAUUAGCCUGGACCUGAGCUUCAUCACCCAGACAGGUCGGAAUCUGCCUUUGGUGGCAAGAAAGGCAACCCGGUUAGCAAAUCUUCUACGAUACAUUGCACAAAUCCAGACGCAGUUGCGUUUGGAGGUGAAAGCUGCUUUUGAUUUGCCGGCGAGGUUCCUGCACAACAUCGAUGAGUCGCUGGCUGAAGGUGAUCCCAAUGCCGAUUUCGUCUAUGCCGCGCAUCAUCUUGCCGUCACUGGUGAAUGUCUUCCUCGCCUCAAAGAGUGGCUUGUCGACGAGGUUGGUGAGCGAGGCCUCAAGAGGUGGGAAAAGUCGGUGGGUGACUGUCUUGACCUUGUCCGCAGAAUGACUAGCCAAAACCUCAUGCCCGCGCUGGAGACAUGUCAGGCGAUCUUAUCGAGACUCGACGGGCUUGCGAAGUACGGGCCUACAAGCUCGAAAUUGGGAUUGGACGAAAAGGUCGUCGGAAGGGUUAGAGAGACGGUGGACGCAUUGACCAUACUCGCCGAGGAUCUACUGCUCGACGUCGGGACUGAAAUCAAGGAGUUCACGGCGUUCAUGAAGUGGAUGAAAUUCGAGUGUGAGGUCGAAGCCUUGGAAGAGGGCAGUGAACGGGCAGAAGAGCUACGAGAAUCGUGGACAGGUGAAAGCGAAAUCAUGAUGGUGCUAGAAUACGUGAGCGGUGCGAUGAAGGAGACCCGUUUGAAGAAAUAUGUUGCCCUUGAUGGCACCGAGCAAGAUGGUGGACGCGAUGUCGAGACAAUCGACGAGGAUACGGACGCGGGAUUCUACACCAAUUACAUCAAACGACGGUCUGGUGGCAAACCAUUACCAAGUCUUGGAGCAAUGGUCGAACGACUGCAGAAGCAAAGCGAUAUCGUGUUUGGACAGGUCGCAGAGACCUUCAGAAAGAGCAUACUCGGCAGUUACCUGUUCGAAUUCUCUCGGGGCUGUGUCGCAGAGAGGAUGGAUAUCAGAGUCAUACCCGAGCAGAAUGAUGUCUCCCUUUACCGCCUCGUCGCUAUGUUCAAGAACGACAAGGCUUUCCGCGUUGUCUCGAUCCGGAUGCGGCUCGACGGUGGGAAGAACCCGAAAGUCGAAGACAGAAGGGAUGUCAGUUCGACCAUACCUGAAGUUGAGGAAAUCCUUGAUGCGAAGAUUGUCGACGACAGAGCAUUUCUCGUUCUGGCUGCUACCACUGCAGAUGUGAGGAUCUAUCAGAUGGCGAUCGACACAGCCGAGGAAAGAGAUGACUGGGAAGUUCGACAGAUCUUUGAAGAAGGCCGAAUGCACGCCGGAUUGAAGCCGGCGCGGCUCGAGAUCAAUGGGAGAGAAGGUAGGAGGGCAGUCACGGUGGUGGACGAGGCUGGGAUGGGAUUUCUGGUGCUGGAUUUAGAUGGCGAAAGCGAUGUCGGACAGCGUGACGACGAAGAGGGGGCAGGCGAUGAGAUGUCGACCGGCUGA
Capronia epimyces CBS 606.96 is the source of this 2472-nucleotide messenger RNA. RefSeq lists its product as uncharacterized. Gene Ontology annotation, molecular function: protein binding. Lineage: Eukaryota; Fungi; Ascomycota; Eurotiomycetes; Chaetothyriales; Herpotrichiellaceae. Gene Ontology annotation, biological process: anaphase-promoting complex-dependent catabolic process; positive regulation of mitotic metaphase/anaphase transition; protein K11-linked ubiquitination. Gene Ontology annotation, cellular component: anaphase-promoting complex; nuclear periphery. The transcript has 2 exons. The coding region runs from base 1 to 2472 and encodes 823 amino acids. The record is from RefSeq and is a predicted model, not a curated record.